AUGCCCCAAACACAACAACGACGCACGAUGCAACUCGCACAUGAGACACACCUGGGAAUGGUCAAGACCAAGGCGCUACUCCGAGGCAAGGUAUGGUGGCCAACUAUCAACAAGGACAUGGAGAAGGCAAUCAGACAAUGCAUCCCAGGUGCAAGCCUCGACACAAGAAAACAAGCCAAUCCGGUGAAUAUGUCUGAGAUGAAGGGGCCGUGGGAGGUAAUCCACGUGGACAUAUGUGGACCAUUCCCUAGUGGUGACUAUGUGCUGGGAAUCAUCGAUGCAGGAUCCCGGUGGCCAGAAGCCUUUGUGAUCAAAACUAUCAACACCGACACCGUUAUGACCCUGAUCGAAGGAUGCAUCACUACACACAGCAUCCCAACGGUCAUCGUGUCAGAUAACGGACCACAGUUCAGAGCCAAGGAGUUUGCACAGUUCUGUGAAGAAUGGGGAAUAAAACACCACAAAGUGACACCAUAUCAUCCCCAAGCAAAUGGGAAAAUCGAGCGGUUCUUUGCGACCAUGUUGAAAGCUUUCCGAGCGAUGCAUACUGAGGGGAAAGAUUGGAGACGGCAACUCGGUAAAUUCUUGAUGCACUACAAGGACACCCCACACUCGAUGACGGGAGAGACGCCAGCCAAACUCCUCAUGGGAAGGAACAUCAAGGUGAAACUCCCCCAAGUGAGUCAUGACUUGGAAGACACACAAGUGACAUGUUGGGAUGUGGCACGCAAGAGAGAUAAAAGAGAAAAGGAGAAACUGAAACUCCGGACAGACAACCGGAAUAAGUCCAAACUAGCGGAAUUGAGACCAACUGAUCAAGUGCUCCUGAAGCAAACCAAGAAAGACAAGCUCUCAACUAAUUAUGAUCGUAAACCAUGGACGGUAAGUGAAAGGCGAGGCGAUUCAGCUAUUCUACAGCGAGGACCCAAGAAGAUAUUACGCAGCACAUCCCAGAUGAGAAGAGUUCCAGGGAGAUGCCAGGGAGGAAAUGACGGCAGAGGAGACAGUGACACAGACGGAAGCCACAAAACGGCCGAGAGAACCGACAACACUCAUCGAAACCGGGAAAACAACCAAGCCGCCAACACGCCGAAGACAGGGAUGGACGAGUCCAGGCAGGACGGGAACAGCGAGGAGGAACCACUCGCUGCUAGGCGACCACGUCGUACUAUAGUAAAACCGAAGAAAUACCAGGAUGGAGCUGAAGACUUCGGAACGGAUGGAAGUGAAAGUUCUGGAACGGAUGAAGUUGAUGACUCCGAAAUGGAUGGAGAGACAAGCGAUGAAUAUAAACCCGGCCGUUCAUGGAACUAA
This is a messenger RNA of Homarus americanus (American lobster), 1314 nucleotides long. RefSeq lists its product as uncharacterized. The transcript has a single exon. Gene Ontology annotation, molecular function: nucleic acid binding. Lineage: Eukaryota; Metazoa; Arthropoda; Malacostraca; Decapoda; Nephropidae. The coding region runs from base 1 to 1314 and encodes 437 amino acids. The record is from RefSeq and is a predicted model, not a curated record. Gene Ontology annotation, biological process: DNA integration.